UGUUCUGUUGUGUACACCGUAUGAUAAUGUUGCAACUGUUGAACAUUCAAAACUUGAAUUCAAGACUUGCGUCUUUAGAGUUACUAGCAAGAAAUGGAAACUAGCUGUAGUUAAGAAAUUGUUUCCCAAAUCUGACGUCACCUUCACAUACACCGUAAAUAACAACACCAUGAGCACGUUUCAUCAUGAUCUGACCAUAACCUUUGUGAACAGGACAGAGCUGGACACUGACUUUCUAUGGCUAAAGAUCGACGAUGCUAUAGUAUCACAACUACAUUUACCUCAAGUUUCAGUUCAAGAUGGUGAAGUCAAAAGACACUACAUGAUAUUUGUAGUGACUGGUUUAGCCGUGUUGCUGACACUUUUGGCUUGUUGUGUCACUUGGAAAUACUUUGGCAAUACAUUGAAGUCCAAAUACACCUCAUUAAGAUUGGUAUAUAAACAGUUAUCGAGUAAAGAAAUGUCCAUACACCCUCGAAAUUAUGCAGCUGUUAGCUUAUCAACAGAAAACACGGAAGUCCUGAAAAAUAAUGAAUCAAAAGCAAUGAAACGUCAAUACGAGAACAUCUCCCCAAACAACGUCUAUACAUCGCUCAGCUUUUUAGAGAGUCUAGACGAGAACAACUUGGCCCAAAGUCUAAAGAAAUGUAUGAAGCUGAACAACGAAAACAUGGUCACAUUCCAAAAUUAUAGGUACCAGAAGAAUAGGCUUACUUCUGCACUAUGUCAAAGUUUUAAAAGACAGAUGCCUGAUAUUGGCCGUGGGCAAGGCAAAGACUUAAAGAAAACAAGAUUAUUCCAUUCGUCUCUAGUUUCUAGUUCUGAAAAUAUAACGCUCAGGGAUGAACUAUCUUCUAGCAACAAUGGCGGUGUUAGUGAAACUGUGAAUGCUUAUGUACAUUUAAAGGGGAGCAAUAAGGAUAUAAGAGAGCCAAGCUAUAUAUUGGAUGUACAUCAAAGCUCAUCAGAAGAUGAUUAUAAGCAGAUACCUGACCCGAAAGAAUUACGCGAAGUAAUGUCUCUUGGACGAUACGUUAAUGAUGAUGGUCUGAUCUAUAUAAGUCUGUCCCAUGACUACAUCGGAAACCGAUACAGAAGACAGAAGAAUACAAAACAUAGCAACACGUCUGCUAGCACAGAGGAUGAGAAGGUCAUCUACGCUGACAUUAACUGGAUCAAUAAAUGCUUGUCAGCUGAAACUAACCUUGAUAAGUCCACCUAGAGAAGUAAUUGGCCACGCGACUUAAAAACGUAUUUUUCUUUUCAAUGUUAUAUUAAAUACAAUAUAAGUCAAAUGUAGAUAAUGAGGAAAUUGUAUCAAAUAAUUAAGGUUGCUCUAUGGAUCAAUAAAACAAUCAUUGAAAUGAAAUAAAAGAAUGUAAAUCUUGUAAUUUUACAUUGAGAAUCAAGAUAAAGCAAAAAAAAAAUUAUACUGAUUUAAAGAGAAGAUGUUGAUAUAUUUGAUGUAUUUUAUUGGGUGUGUGUGUGUGUGCUUGUGUGUGAAUCUGCUAAAAACAUCACUAGGAUAUCAGUAGUUGAAAUGGAAAUAUGCCCCAUUUUCUAUAAAACAAUAAACAAGCCAAACACACAAAUAUCUAUCUAUCUAUCUAUCUACCUAUCUAUCUAUCUAUCUAUCUAUCUAUCUAUCUAUCAAUCUAUCUAUCUAUCUAUCCAUCCAUCCAUCCAUCCAUCCAUCCAUCCAUCCAUCUAUCUAUCUAUCUAUCUAUCUAUCUAUCUAUCUAUCUAUCUAUCUAUCUAUCUAUCUAUCUAUCU
Biomphalaria glabrata is the source of this 1773-nucleotide messenger RNA. RefSeq lists its product as uncharacterized. The transcript is spliced from 6 exons. The coding region runs from base 170 to 1222 and encodes 350 amino acids. The record is from RefSeq and is a predicted model, not a curated record. Lineage: Eukaryota; Metazoa; Mollusca; Gastropoda; Planorbidae.